ACAGGGAGAGUGAGUGACCACCACAAACCCCCGGGACUCACCAGUGAGAGGCAGGGAGAGUGAUCACCACACACACCCCCAGUUGUCACCAGAGACAGGGAGGACGAGUGACCACACACCUCCCCAAUUGUCACCAGAGACAGGGAGAGUGAGUGACCACCACAAACCCUCGGGCGUCACCAGUGAGAGGCAGGGAGAGUGAGUGACCACCACACAUCCCCAAGUGUCAUCAGUGAUAAAUGAUGACUCAGAAUUGCUCGCUGAUUCUGCGAUAAACCAGAUUGGAGUCGAAAUUAUUCUAACGCUUACGCAAUCAAAAUAAUUUCUCUCAGCUCCUCUUCCUUCUUAGGUUCAGCGUUUUCUCUCUUCCCUCCCACUCCCGUUUCCUGUUCUCCCUGUCCGUAUCCACCCAAGACUUCAAAUAUGGUGUUGAUGGCUUUACUGCUGCUGUCAGCCCCCACCAUAGCGUGUUGUAGUGUCUCCUCCUCCCACUACACAUCAGGAAGAAGGAGCAGCCUAAGGAUUGAGGAUAUUUUGCCCUCAGCCUACGACAAGAUGGCACCGCCCAAAAAGGAAGGACGGCCCACGGUCGUUUAUUUCCAUGUCACCGUCAUGAGCAUCGAUUCUGUCAAUGAGAACUCCAUGGACUACAGCCAGGACGUACAGUUCUUCACAGAGAACACGGUAUCCAGUUUCACCCUCACAGACGGUCAAUCUACCGGGACCUUCGCAACAGAUAUAUUCUUCGCCCAGUCGUGGAGGGACCACCGCCUGAAAUUGCCUUCUAAUAUGACUUCAGACUAUAGAUUGUUAGACCUUGAUUGGCUUCACCACCUGUGGCGGCCAGACAGCUUCUUCAAGAAUGCUAAAGAGGUGAACUUCCAGACUAUGACAGUGCCCAACCAUUACGUGUGGCUGUACAAAGAUUUCACAAUACUCUAUAUGGUCAAGUUAACAUUAACAUUGUCUUGCGCCAUGAACUUUUUACUCUACCCACACGACACCCAAGAGUGCAAGCUGCAGAUGGAGAGCUUGUCUCACACUACACAAGACCUGGUGUUUGCUUGGGAAGAAAACUUACCACUUGCUGUGGAUGACACCAUCGAGCUACCACAACAGAUGAUCGUUAGUAACAUCACAUCAGAUUGUACUCAGGUGUACUCUACAGGUAACUUCACCUGUCUGGAGGUGAUCUUCAAGCUCAAGCGCCAUCUGGGCCACUAUCUGUUUCACACCUACAUCCCCACCUGCCUCAUCGUCAUAAUGUCGUGGAUAUCAUUUUGGAUUCGACCAGAUAUAGCUCCAGCUCGGGUAACCCUUGGUGUGACAUCACUCCUAACCCUAUCUACUCAACAUGCCAAGUCUCAAGCUGCUCUGCCACCUGUAUCUUAUAUCAAGGCCAUUGAUAUCUUCAUGUCAUCAUGUACUGUCUUUGUCUUCAUGGCUCUUAUGGAGUAUGCAGUAAUAUGUGUUAUCUUGGGGGAUGAGUCCACCAACACUCCCAAGUCAAAACCAUCAUCAACGAACAGGAACUCAAAGAUGUCCCCUACAAACAUCAAGGUGACCCUUAUUACCCUGGAAGCAUGGAUCAAGAUAGUCAGCAGCUGCAGCAUCAACUACUGGACACAUAUGGCUGUAAAAAUACUAAAGAGCUGCAAUAUUCUCUUAAUUUUCAAUUUUGGAUGGAUUAGUCAUUACUAACCUUGUUACGUACUUACAGACGUUAGUUGUUGAAAUGUACAGUACGUACUACAAUGCUGUAAUAACAUUACAAUUAUAAAAUAAUUUAUUCUCAAACAACCAAGACUCAUGUUCCGCAGGUCAAUAAUUUUUUACUUAAUAUUUGUUAGCAAUAACUAUAGUUAGAAAUACUUCCAGAUAUGAAGUGUAGUUAACUUUUAUUGUAAACAUACAAAUAAAAGGCUUAAAAUGUAUGACUGUACUUGUACUGUACAGUACUACUACUGUAAAAUAUAUAUCUUUUAACUCAUUAUUUUACAGUCAAAUUAGGUUUUUAUUAAAAUAAUAAUGAUGGCAGACAAAUAUUCUAUUUUGCAUUUUAAUGAAUAUAGUAAAAAAUUGUCUCAAACUCCUUGACAUUCAGCAUCACAAUACAGUACUGUACUGUACUUGACAUAAUUGCUACCUCAACCACCUGAGUCAACCCCCCUCUUCCAAAAAUCUUGGAUCCACCCCUGUACUAUUGGAUAAUGGGAAACAGUGUACGAUAUAUACUGUACAGUUAAUUGAUAUAUAUAGUGUAUACGUAUAUAAACACUGGAUGUUAAUUUUGUAUCGGUUAGUAUAAUGCAACAAAUAUUUACUCGUUUCUGGUGUAAUAUUGUUAUUUCAAAUAAAACUUUAGGGCUGUACUAAAGCUUUUCCUGGAGAUAAAAGCCAAUAUAAACACUUAAUAAAGUAGGUACAGGCACUGUGCACUGUACAGUAUAUCAUUACACUUGAUGGUACUGAAAAUAGGUUUUGGUAAUGUAGUUGUAUUUUAUUACAGUUACAAGUCAGGUAAACUGUUAAUAAUGGAUGAACAUUUAAUUAUAAUGAAAUUGAAACAAUGAUGUAAUGAAGACAACACUGUCAAUGAAAUUUCUUGAACUUAUGAUUUUAGUCCAUGGAAACAUGGCAACAGUAGACAAAACUCUUACACCUUAAUAUUCCCUAGAUCAUAAAAAAUAUUUAUAUAUACAGUAAUCUAACUCUUAAAAUAAUAAUCUUCAAAAACAUUGAAAUAUACUAUAAAUCAUUACCAAAUUAAUCUAUAGUAUAAAACCCUGUGAAUUUGUAACAGCUUACCGACUCCCUUUGUACAAUCAUCAAAGUUAAUAAGAAAUUAUGUAUACUUAUUUUAAAAUAAA
Messenger RNA from Homarus americanus (American lobster), 2870 nucleotides. RefSeq names its product glycine receptor subunit alpha-2-like. The transcript is spliced from 11 exons. The coding region runs from base 424 to 1701 and encodes 425 amino acids. Gene Ontology annotation, biological process: signal transduction; chloride transmembrane transport; nervous system process. The record is from RefSeq and is a predicted model, not a curated record. NCBI's taxonomy places the organism in Eukaryota, Metazoa, Arthropoda, Malacostraca, Decapoda, Nephropidae. Gene Ontology annotation, cellular component: membrane; neuron projection; synapse. Gene Ontology annotation, molecular function: transmembrane signaling receptor activity; chloride channel activity; extracellular ligand-gated monoatomic ion channel activity.